Engraulis encrasicolus (European anchovy) is the source of this 3522-nucleotide messenger RNA. It is a transcript of the gene tmem19, whose product is annotated as transmembrane protein 19. Bases 325 to 1338 code for a protein of 337 amino acids. Gene Ontology annotation, cellular component: membrane. The transcript is spliced from 7 exons. NCBI's taxonomy places the organism in Eukaryota, Metazoa, Chordata, Actinopteri, Clupeiformes, Engraulidae. The record is from RefSeq and is a predicted model, not a curated record.
GACUUCUUCACAUUAUAUGAGGUUAAUUUGGAUGGAGAGAAUCAGAUAUGUUUGUGAUAUCUCUUAGAAAGAGAAAGAGACAUUUUUCUUUGAAAAUGAUGUGCUUCUAAGAAACAACCUAUUCAAUACACACAGAGCCAAUAGAAAACAGUUGAGAUAGGCCGAUGGUUUAUUCUGGGUGGAGAUCAACGGUUUCAGCCUGAUGUUAAAAGAAUCUCUGCUGUGUUUUGUGUAGGCUACUGGAUAUGAUUUCAAGGGAGAUGAUUGUUUACACAUCAGCAUAACAGCUAAAAGGGAUUAGCAUUUCUGUACUCUGAAUACAAAAUGAUGCAGAAUGAAGUUGACCUGUCAAUUAAGGAAUACUCCAAAAUGAUGACCGAUCUGCUAAUAUUGUGUUUCACCCUGGCCCUCUCCCUCGUCUUUUGGAUCAUCUCUCUGUUUGCCAGCACAUACUCAGGGUCAGUGCAGCCUGUAUCUCCGUGGCGAUGGCUGUUCUCGAUAUUGGUUCCCCUGACGCUGACUUUGCGAGCGGUGAAGAGGCGGAGCCUGGACUACACGGGGGCCCUUGGAGCCAUGGUGGUGGGCUUCAUUCUUACGGUGGCCAACUACAGUUUCCUGUUCUCCCUGUUUGCGUUCUUCAUCACUUCCUCCAAGCUCACCAAAUGGAAGGGGGACAUUAAGAAGCGUCUGGACUCAGAAUACAAAGAAGGUGGGCAGAGGAACUGGGUGCAGGUGCUGUGCAACGGCGGUGUACCCACUGAGCUGGCCCUGCUCUAUAUGAUCGAGGUGGGACCCGGUGAGAUGCCUAUCGACUUCGGCAAGCAGUACUCCGCGUCCUGGCUCUGCCUGGCCCUCCUUGGGGCGCUGUCGUGUAGCGCGGGGGACACCUGGGCCUCCGAGGUGGGGCCCGUCCUGAGCAAAAGCAGACCCAAGCUCAUCACCACCUGGAAGGAGGUGCCGGCAGGGACCAAUGGAGGCGUCACCCCUGUGGGCCUGCUGGCCAGCCUCCUGGGCGGGGCCACUGUGGGCGCCGCCUACUUCCUGUCUCAGCUGCUGUUUGUGAGCGACCUGCACCUGGCGGUGCCGCAGUGGCCAAUCGUAGUCUACGCAGGACUGGCCGGCCUGCUGGGCUCUCUGCUGGACUCCCUCAUCGGAGCCAGCAUGCAGUACUCAGGCCUGGACAAGAGCACUGGUAAAAUUGUGAACUACGAAUCCGCAACUACUGAAAGAAUAUGUGGGAAACCCAUACUGGAUAACAACGCUGUGAACCUCUUCUCCAGCCUCCUCGUCGCUCUCGUACUGCCAGGGUUUGCCUGGGGGCUUUGGCCCAGACUGUAAAACGUCACUUACAUGUAUAUGGAUACUUUUGUAAACACACCCGUUUUGGCUUCUUUACAUGUUAACAGAUUAAGAAAUCUCAGUUACACUUUAUAAUACCAACUCCUUGUUAAGCAUUAGUUAUGCAUUUGUUAUUUGUUGAUUCUGAUACAUGUGUGUGAGAGAGUCAGGGAAGGAUUGGCAAAUGAUACAAAAAUCAUUCAUCAUUUGCCGAUCCUUCCCAGACUCUCUCACACACGUGUCGGUAUCAAUAACAAUUAAUAGUGUAUGUUAAUGAUUAAUAGGAAAUACCUGGAGAGGGAAAUAAAGAGAUAAUGGUUAACAAACGUUUUACAAAGAGUUAUCUAAGGUUUGAAUAAUGUGUAACAAAUGCAUAACUAAUGCUUAAGAAGGAGUCAGUAUUAUGAAGUAUUACAGAAAUCUCCUCUUAAAACUCUGGUUUUAAAAAUAUCCUUUGUAAGGAGCUAAAACAUACCUGUCACUAUGGUGUUUUUAUUUUUAUCCACAUGUCCGUUUUACACAUAAACUUAUUUUUUUUAAAAACCUAUUUUGUGGAAUGAUGGAAUGGAAUGUUGGUGUAACGGUUACUUUGUAUCUUUGGUCGCGGAGUGAUUAUUAGAUGUGAAGAGUCAUUCAUAGAGUGUUGGAGGAUACCCUCACUCCUAGUGACGUGUAGAACGCCUCUUGUCCAAUCAGAAUUUGUGAAAUAAUUCGACCGGAUCUAACUAUUGUAUAAUCUACAAUAUAUUCUGGAUACAUUUUACAAUACAUUCACUUGAAAAUGGCACCUGCUAAGAUCCAACCACAUUGAAUUUCAGUGUUGUGAAGAUCAGCCAGCAUGUUAAGCGGGUUAUUUGCUUUCUGAAUUUGUUUAAAUAAAAUACGGAAAUCCAAAGUCUUCUACAAACCCUAACUCCAGUGAAGUUGGGAUACUAGGUAAAUUGUGAAUAACAGCAAAAUACUCAUUUUAAACCAUCUAAUUCUUACACUAGAUGGAGGAUGGUACUAAGAAAACACAUCAGCCAUCAAAACAGACCAAAAUUAUUGUUUUGGGGGAUAUUCAUCAAUAUGCAAAAAUAACACAUCUCAACUGUUGGGACAAGGGGUAAUAAAAGGCAACAAUUGCCGAAGAAGACAAAAAAACAAAAAAGACAACACUUAACAGUUAAUUGGGCUACAUCAGGGGUGGGGAACCUUUUUUAAUUCGAGGGGCCACUUCAAAUUACUCAGAGGGCCGUAAAAGUCCUCCAAGGGACGUACUAUGAAAACAAACCAGGAUUUACCCUUGCACUUUAGACCUAUAUUGAAGGCAGCCACCUUUGAAACACACCCCACCUUCUGUAGGCACCCUGAAUAUAACUUAUAUUGCAAAUGUAAUUUCUAAGAGUCCUUUACAAAAUAUGUCAUAUUUCAUGUGAAGCUGCAUAACAUUAAAAUGGUCUCGGGAGCCGGAUCAAAUGGCCUCGGGGGCUGCAAAUGGCCCUCCAGACAUAGGUUCCCCAUCGCUGGGCUACAUGAACCAGAUGAGAUGAUGUUAUAUAAAAAACAGGGUUAAAACAGGGUGAUUUUAUACCUGAACAUUCAUCUUGGCAGUCAAUAUAAUUCAUUUCAAUUCAUACAAUUCAUGAAACAUUCUCCCUUGUAUUGAUAUACGGUAGCUUAUUUGGAUGUUAACUACCUCUCCGAUCCCAACUUAACCUAUUUGAGACGUGUUGCAGAUAUCAAAUUAGAAAUGAGCACAUGUCCCCAAAAACAAUAUUCUUUCUUGGUUUUAACACGUUGUCUUUUCACUCUUCUCCACCUAACGAAUGGAUUGAAUGUUUUGAAAAUGAUAGCAUUUUGAUUCGAUUCAGUUUACCAAGUGUCCCAACUUCAUCGGAUUGGGGUUUGUAUAAGGUGGUUCACAACCUGCUCAGUUUGGUCACUGAACCAGUCCAUCUUUUGGCAGAUGGACUGAGGGUAGCAUGUUCAACACGUACAUGCGCUUGAUGUUUGAAUGUUGGUCGUCGUCUUUUUUGUAAUGUGUAUCAGUGUUUUAAAUUUCCCUUUUGAAUGCAUCAUGUUGAGUGACAGUUAUUACAGUAGAUGGAACGAUGCAAAUUCCAUUCGUUUUAAGGGGAAUUUCUCAACUUCCAGUGAUGUCUAUCAUUUGUCUGCAAAAAGAUUAAACGCCUUGUGACGUUU